This is a messenger RNA of Fusarium pseudograminearum CS3096, 2340 nucleotides long. RefSeq lists its product as uncharacterized. Bases 1 to 2340 code for a protein of 779 amino acids. Gene Ontology annotation, biological process: vesicle-mediated transport. The record is from RefSeq and is a predicted model, not a curated record. The transcript is spliced from 2 exons. Gene Ontology annotation, cellular component: Mon1-Ccz1 complex; intracellular membrane-bounded organelle. NCBI's taxonomy places the organism in Eukaryota, Fungi, Ascomycota, Sordariomycetes, Hypocreales, Nectriaceae.
AUGGCUGCUCCUUCAACAUCAGGGACAGUUGUACCCGCUCAGCUCGGCUUUCUUGCCAUCUUCAACCCCACCCUGGGCAACACCGACGAGACCAUCGAAGACCAAAUUGUUUACUAUGCCUCUGUGACCACCCAGGCCUCGCAGAACAAGCGUCGGCGUACUCGUGGUCAGCUCACCCAGAAUAUUUCCCCCGAGGAGCGCAAUGAACGUUUGCGACAGAUCGGCCUUGCCCAGGGCAUGGCCAGCUUCAGUCGCGGUUUUGCGAGCGGUUCAUCAGUAGACACUAUCGACACUGAAAAGUCAAGAGUUGUGCUCCAUGAACUCGAACCUGGAUGGUGGAUUCUUGCAAGCAUCGACUUGACCAAACUGCCACUCCCUCCUCGGCUCGCUACGAAGAAGAGCGCGCCCGCCGAAGAACGAUUCGAAUACUCUAGCCGCGAGAUGAAACCCGCGAGUCUCUUGUUGCGCGAUCUCCUGCGGGCCCAUAGCAUCUUCCUCAUGCAUCAUGACUCGUCGCUGAGCGCCCUCUUUGUUCGCAACAGGCGAACCAAGUUCAUCACAAUACUUAGCCGCUACUGGGACCUAUACCUUUCCACAUGGAAUGUCAUGAUGCAUGGAAACCCGGCCCGCGAUAUCUUUGGAGGUGUCCCAAUCGCAUCCUCUGGUGAACUGGGGGUCGGUGUAGGAGAGGAAGAUCGCGGCAGUGGCGAGCGAGCAGUACUCGAAGGACUAGUUGGGAACAUAGAAGGGCUCGUUGAUCUUGUUGUCUCCAAAUUCGGUGACUACAACCCCGAGUCACCUCCUCCCAACGACACUUAUGGUGACCCUGAACAGUGGCUCGGAACCGGAAGAGAACCUGGUCCUGACGAUGGUGCCAUUUUCUUAGGAACGGGUGCUAUAUCCAGGAAAUCACUCAGAGAUGUGACACACUGGAUGGAGGAUCUGUAUACUUGGGGAAAUCACGCUUACGGAAUUAUCGAGAGCCCGACAUCCGUCCGGCGCGCGAAGAGAAAGAGAGCCGGUGAUCGCGCAUCACAACAAGUUCCCCAAGAACAAGCACAAGCAGCAACAGCCAAUGAACCCGCCAAGACGCCCACAGAACACGCGACCACAGAUGAUUCUGCUGGCAAAAACCAGCCACAGGAACAAACGCCUGAGGAUGGCAGGCUGGAUAAAAUGGUUAGCUAUCUCAAAUUGGGAUACGGCACUUAUUGGUCUUUGCCUGGAGGCGUUGGUGCUAGUGGUGACACUUCUCCCGACCAGCCAGAGACCACCAAGCAGGAUGGCAAGCCUGCCCAAGAUACCUCCAAAACCACUCGGCCGAACUUGACAGAGCGCACACCCUCAUAUGAGGCUGCUGGCCAUUAUCUUAUUGGGCUCAAGGGUGAAAUAGACCAGGAGUACAGCGGGACUGAUAGUGCAAGCUCUGACGAUGCUGGUGAUGGAGAAAACAAUUCCCGGACUGUCUUGCGAACCGUCAAUAUCGAGCUUGAGAGUGAGGCCUUGGACAGACCAGAGGCCAUAACAGUGCGUGACUUUGAACACCCUGCAAGUGCUCUUGUUCAAUCUCAGGUGGUUGGGAACAUGAUACCUGGCUACGAUUCACACGACCUCAACAAGGCCAUGAAGCUGCGUGUUGUCGUCUAUGUCAACCGGCCGUUUAUGUUUACCUUUUUGUUCAAUUUGCGAACAGACUCGCUGGCCAUGGAUUCUUUGUAUCGCUCCCUGCAUCAUCAACUGGCUCCUCUCCGCAAACCUCUUCUCCUCUCAACAAGGUAUCGUCCCGAGCGACCUGGUCUCGACAAUGGCUCUAGCAGCAACAACUUGACCAACAGUAUCUAUGAUCUCGUCUGGGAUCCUGUCUCUUUAACCGUUCACACAUCUAUACCUAACAUUCCCGAGUCUUAUGAUGAUUCGGAAACUUGGACCCGUUCUGACGCCCUCAGUACUCAUCUUCACCUUGUGAAUCUUUAUGUCGGUACUCGGUCCCGUUCCACUGCUCUUGAGCGCACUGAAAAGUCCAGUCGUGGAUGGUGGAUCGUCUGGACACGCUUGCUUGACCGCCUGGAGGAUGUUACCACAAAUAGCACCCUCUCAACCAUCCAAGAAGGCGGUGCUGGUGCAGAUACGGAAGACGACGGCGCUCUUGGAGAGGAGGAAAGAAAGUAUUCUGGUCCUGACUCGCGCCAUCCGGAUGUUGCCAAGGAGAUAUUCCUCAUCCGCCGUGCAAGUGACCACGUCGGCUUCCGUACUGAUACCACCGAGGGCGCAGGCAAGCUCGCUCAAGGCAUCGGUGUUGACACACGCCGCUAUGUAGAGGAGUUGCUGAACCUGCUGUAA